Molecule: messenger RNA, 1612 nt
Organism: Prorocentrum cordatum
Lineage: Eukaryota; Dinophyceae; Prorocentrales; Prorocentraceae
Source: the annotation of a GenBank genome assembly
CACGGCACAUCGCACCUGCUGAAGCUGUACCAGACCUUCCACGCCCUGGUGAUGACCGAGCUGGAGGACGACGCCGAGGAGGAGGUCGAGGCCGAGGUCGCGAGGCUGGAGGCGGCGGGCGACAUUCAGGGCGCCGCGGCUCUGUCCGAGAAACCGCUGGACGUGGACGUGGUGAAAGUUGCGAGGGAGGUGAAGGUGGAGACCAUGAUCAAUCCAGGGCGGGCGCGGGCGGCCAGCAGCAGUACGCAGACCCCCACUCCAGAGGGUCCCGGGGGCGCGGCCCGCGGGGCCGCGGCCGCGGAGCUGCUCUGCGCCCGCGUUCGGCAAAGGUGGGUGGAGGGGUUGCUUAGACAGAUCUUGAACUGGGGUGACUGCGAGGAGACUGUCGACUGGGACUCCUUUCUUUGGAUUACUUUGAGAUUCUGCUCUUUAUCGCGUAUAGAACUGGCCCAGACCAUGUUUGUUAUCAUUCAGAGGGAGAUGCGUUCCGUGAACAUGCACUACGUCACCGCCGACGAUCUGAAUAAUUUCUAUUACGCCCGGUACAGACUAUGCCCCAUCAAGUCGUUCAGCAGUGCAGACAUCGAUUUCAAGAGCGCGGUGGCGGAUUACGCCACCGACUUCACCGAGCUAGUGCAGCGGUUCACUCAGCUGCUCAACCCCCUUCUGCAUCUCCAGCAGUCGCUGCAGGAGAGCCUGCCCAGCGCGGAGUUCUGGGAGAGCCUGGACCGGACCGCCUCCUUCCCCCCAACACCCGCAGGAUCACCUUCGAGUUCUUCACGAUGCAGUCGGCGCGCGUGUACCUCUACGGAGACCCAGCCCCCCUUCCGGGAGUCCUGCGACAUGCUGGCUCCCGAGGCCCUCGGGGCCGAGGCCGACCAGUGGCUCCUGCGCGUCAAGUCGAGGGUGAAGCAGGGUGGCAUGUCUCAGGUGUCGGUGUGGGGGGAGCAGCCGCCGCCCGAGUUGUUCGACCUCCUGGAGAGGAGAAGAGGUCGGAGAGGCAGGCCAACCGGAAGCGCACCUUCCUCGGAGUGGAGGUCAGCGCCCGGGAGGCCCGGGAGAUCCCCACGGUGCCCGCGCCGGACGCGGCAGCGGCGGCCACGGCGCAGCCGCCCCAGCCGGCGCUCGCGCAGAAGCGGCCGCAGCAGGCCCUGCCCGCGGGCACCUCUGUGGGCGGCGUCGGCGCUCAGCCGAAGGCGACGUGGGCCUCCUCCUCGCCGCAGGCCGGAGCCGCCGGCGCCACGGCGGCCAAGGGCCUUGUGGCGGGCGCGACUCCUCUGGACCUCUCCCUGCGGGCGGCGGUUCUCGACGAGGACCCCUGAGGGCAGCGAGCCCCUUCAGGUGCUGCCGCCCCGGUGGAUGAAGCACUGCACGGUGGCGCCGGCGCCCAAAGUGUGGGGGCCCGACCCGCCCUUGCCGAAGGUGCUCGGGCGGGCCGUGCAGGGCGCUGCGCUGGAGGAGGGGCUCCCGGCCGGGUGGGCCAGCGCGGUGGACCCGGAUUCUGGGGCCACGUACUACUACAACCGCACGCUGAACAGGACGCAGUGGGAGCGCCCGGACGAGUGAGCCGCCGGGCUGGGCAACGCCGUCGCCCGCCCCCCGGGGGCCGCAC